Falco peregrinus (peregrine falcon) is the source of this 2814-nucleotide messenger RNA. Its product is annotated as protocadherin gamma-A10-like. The record is from RefSeq and is a predicted model, not a curated record. Gene Ontology annotation, biological process: homophilic cell-cell adhesion. The transcript has a single exon. Gene Ontology annotation, molecular function: calcium ion binding. The coding region runs from base 22 to 2814 and encodes 930 amino acids. Gene Ontology annotation, cellular component: plasma membrane. NCBI's taxonomy places the organism in Eukaryota, Metazoa, Chordata, Aves, Falconiformes, Falconidae.
AGGACUACACGGCCCCAGCCCAUGCAGCGCGGGGAAGGAGCCGAGCCGGACUGCUCGGAGGAAAGGCUCGGCGGGAGCAGCGCGGCGGCAGAGCUGAACCGCAGGCCGGCUCCGGAGUGCGGAGGGGCGAGCAGGCGGCUGCUGCCAGGAUUUAGAAUGGCGGAGGGGGAAGAGCGCUGGGGCCGGCGGGAGCGAGCCCUGCUCUGGUGCGUCCUGCUGGCGGCGUGGGAGGCGGCGUGGGGGCAGCUGCGCUACUCGGUGCCCGAGGAGAUGCCGAAGGGCUCGUUCGUGGGCGACGUGGCCAAGGACCUGGCGCUGCAGCUGCCCGCGCUCCCCGACCGCGGCGUGCGCAUCAUAGACAGAGGCAGGGCGCAGUAUUUCGCCCUGCACGGGAAGACGGGACACUUGGUGACGGCGGAGAGGAUAGACAGAGAGCAGCUUUGCCGGCUGGUGGAGAAAUGCGUGCUGCGCUGUGAGGUGAUAGUGGACGGGGAAAUGAAGGUUUACGGCAUCGACGUGGAGAUCACGGACAUUAACGACAACGCGCCAAGCUUCCAAGACACAGAAACGGAGCUGAGAAUGAGCGAGACGACAGCGCCGGGGUCGCGGUUUCCCCUGGCCGAGGCUCACGACCCGGACGCGGGAGCGAAUUCCCUGCAGAGCUACGAGCUGAGCGGCGACGAGCACUUCUCGCUGGCCGUGCAGGCGGGCCCCGGCGGGGACCAGCGCCCCGAGCUGGUGCUGGCCAAGGCGCUGGACCGGGAGGAGGCGGCGUUCCACGAGCUGGUGCUGAGGGCGAGCGACGGCGGCGAGCCGGCACGGACGGGCACGGCGCGGAUCCGCGUGGCAGUGCUGGACGCGAACGACAACGCGCCCCAGUUCAGCCAGGCCGAGUACACGGUGCGUGUGCCGGAGGACGUGCCCGUGGGCUCCGUCCUCAUCACCGUCACGGCCACCGACGCCGACGAGGGGCUGAACGGGCACGUGAAAUACUCAUUGAAGAAAACGAAGGACCUGGCACCGCAGGUUUUUCACCUGGGCGCUGAGACGGGAUCGAUCACGGUGCUGCGGAGCCUGGACUUCGAGGAAGCCGAGUCGUACGAACUGGAGGUGCAGGCGCAUGAUGGUGGGGCCCUUUUCGACACGGCCAAAGUCGCGAUCAGCGUGACAGACGUAAACGACAACGCGCCCGAACUGACAGUAUCGUCGGCGCUGAGCGCGAUCUCCGAGGACGCGCCGUCGGGGACGGUGGUGGCCCUGCUGCACGUGCAGGACCGGGACUCGGGGGCGAACGGCGAGGUGCGGUGCAGCAUCGGCGAGGGGCUGCCGUUCCGGCUGGAGAAGUCGUUUGAGGGCUACUACCGCGUGGUGACGGCGAGGGAGCUGGACCGGGAGGAGGUGGCGGAGUACAACGUGACGGUGCGGGCGGCGGACGGCGGGUCGCCGUCGCUGUGGAGCGGCGCGGUGCUGGCGCUGCGGGUGCUGGACGUGAACGACAACGCGCCGGUGUUCGCGGAGGCGCGCUACAGCGCCCGGCUGCCCGAGAACAACGCGGCGGGCGCGCUGGUGCUGACGGUGCGGGCGGCGGACGCGGACUGGGGUCAGAACGCGCGCGUGCGGUACCGGCUGUCGGAGGGGCGGGUGCGCGGCGCGCCGCUCUCGUCCUACGUGUCGGUGCAGGCGGAGACGGGCGCGCUGUACGCGCUGCGCUCCUUCGACUACGAGGAGGUGCGCGAGGUGGGGCUGUGGGUGCGGGCGGAGGACGGCGGCGCGCCGGCGCUGAGCAGCAACGUGUCGGUGCGGCUCGUGAUCGUGGACGAGAACGACAACGCGCCGCAGGUGCUGUACCCGCCGGCGGCGCCGGGCGCGGGCUGGGCGGGCGUGGAGCUGGCGCCGCGCUCGGCGGAGCCCGGGGCGCUGGUGGCCAAGGUGGUGGCGGUGGACGCGGACGCGGGGCAGAACGCGUGGCUGUCGUACGAGCUGGCCAAGGCGACGGAGCCGGGGCUGUUCCGCGUGGGGCUGCACAGCGGCGAGGUGCGCACGGCGCGCUUCCCGCUGGCCCGCGACGCGGCGCGGCAGAGCCUGGUGGUGGUGGUGAAGGACCACGGGCGGCCGGCGCUGUCGGCCACGGCCACGCUGACCGUGGUGCUGGCCGAGAGCGUGGCCGAGCUGCUCUCGGAGCUGGGCAGCGCGGCGGCGGCGCCGGGCGAGCCGGCCGGCAGCCUGACGCGCUGGCUGGUGGUGGCCGUGGCGGCCGUGUCCUGCCUCUUCCUCGCCUUCCUGCUGCUGCUGCUGGCGCUGCGCCUGCGGCGCUGGCGCCGCUCGCAGCUGCUGGCGGCGGGCAGCGGCGCCGCGCGCGGCGUCCCGGCCUCGCACUUCGUGGGCAUCGACGGCGUCCGCGCCUUCCUGCACUCCUACUCGCACGAGGUGUCGCUCACCGCCGACUCGCGCAAGAGCCAGCUCCGCUUGUCGGCCGGCAGCUGCUGCGACACCCUCCCGGCCCGGCCGCCGCCCGACGAGCCCGCGCCGCUGCUCGGCGACGACCCCGCCGCGCCCCCGGUGAGUGCCUCUGCCCGCGCUUGGCUGCCUUUCCUUCCUGCCGCUCUGGAGUUUCUCGCUGCCCUUUGCCUUCCCUCUGCGCACGCAGGCAAGGCCGCGGCAGCUGCGGGCACAGGGCCUCGGUGCGCUCCUGCCUCUCGUUCCCGCGGGGCCCGUGCCUGGCUGGCUCAUCCGGCGCUCCGGCUGCGGUGGCAGGCAGGGGCGGUGAGGGUCCCUGGCGCUCCCUUGCGGGGCUGGCGAGGGGAGGAGGCGUAG